AUGGGUCUGCCUCAGAGGGAAGCCUCCGGAGAGAAGCGGAGCAGCGUGCCGCCCGCGACGGAGAUUUCUCAAUCCGCUACAUCCGUGGAAGCUCUGCUUGCAGGUCGGGCUGCCUGUUCCCAGCUCUUCUCGGUCAAUGGAAUCCCUUCAGAAGCUUGUUCUGUUGUUUCCUUUUCCGUUUGUUGGUGCUCGUAGUAAGUCAUUACGAACGGGCGCAGAAUGCUCCAGGUUCUGUGGUGUGAUUUCUUUUCCCUGAUUUAUAAAUAUUUUGAGCGGUCUCUGUUCUUUGAUUUAUUGCCGUUUCGAGUUGAGGCCAAUUGUGUGGAAUUUCGCGUCGUGGUUGAGACGGUCGAUUGUGUUUAUUUGUUCUCUCUUUCCAUGCUUUUAGGUGCAUACUCAAUAGGGAUGAUUCUCAUGCAUGUGAUGUUUCUUGAAUGAAAUAUAUUAACCUCCUGUGAUGCGAGGGAUUUCAAACCGAUGAAAUCUCUGGAUGCAUAGACAUCCUUUGUGGCCAACUUGUCAUGAUAAUUUCCUAUGUUAUGUCUCCUGUGAUGAAUGGAUGUAGGUUUUGGAUUUCCUAUGUUAGUUUUGAUUCCGUUCCUGAAUUAUUCUUUUUCUGUGGGGCCUGGAUAUGGUGCAGUCAUGGUUUAGGGAAAGGCUCUCGCAGAACGACACCAAAGGGGCGGAGUGAGUAGGAACCAAAUAUUUGACUUGAGAAUAAAAUCUGUGAAGAAAUGAGUGUCAUCAUGUCUAGAUAAUAGAAGACCCUUUAGAUUGCGUGGUAUAAUACAUAAUAAAUUUGAUACUGAAUAGAAACCACAAGAGAAGGUGAGGCACGGAACGCUUUAUGUCUUCGCCUCCUAAAUGCAGAUUGAGCCUGCAGUUCUUGACAUGCAGAGGCAUCAUAUUGUGCAGUGAUACUCCUGGGAUUUAGAAGGUUCUGGAUGAGGAAAACAUUAGCUAUCUAUUGUUUUGGAAAUUCAGGUCAUAUUUGACGUGGAAUCAUCGUGAGAACCAUAAAGCGAGAAAAUAGGUGUCUACAUUAUCUGAGAUAUUAAAAUUUGUAGUUGUAUCAUUCAAGCUUUUAAUUAUUUUUUCUUAAAUCCAUCCAGUUUAAAGAUCCAACGUUGUAUUGUUCAUUCCGUCAUUUUUUUCACAUUCAAGGGAUUUCUAAGGGUGUUUCCCUGUUUUUAUUUGGAUUGCACGAUCCACAUUCAGCACGAUACGUUUCUUGGCCUUUAUUGUUCUUUCAAUGUUUCUUGGAAUUAGAUUGGGAUAAUGAUGCGAAAAAAUUGGUACUUCUUGCAUCAGUUUCACAUAUUCGACUGAUAUCGUUGUCAUUUAUUUAAACUUUAUUGCGGACAUUUUAGAGUGAUGUUCCUGUCGCUCCAUAUAAUGAUUAUUAUCUCGUUUUACUGGUUUCUGCAGAAGCUGCAGCUUUCAGUAACGUUGAGAAUGAGGUUGGUUUCUUUUCAAGGAGGUGCACGAAACCUGAGCUGUUUGUGUGAUAUAAUCCUGAGAUUGCUCACUUCCAAGGCCUUUUUCCUCGCCAGUUCUGAAAUAGAAUUUUCCAAUGCAGUCGGUGGAGGCCAAGGUGCAGAAAGCCCUUGAAUGCCCCUGUCUUGCAGGCUUGAGGAGUGGACCUUGUGGAAACCAGUUUUCCGAAGCAUUUGCCUGCUUCCUCAAGAGCACUGCUGAAGAAAAGGUACCCUUUUCCUGUCAUGUGGAUAGAAUGAAGAAAAUUUUCCUUCCUAUAAAUCUUAUAAUGGCAAUCGACGGUUCAUAUUAAACAUGCAUCUGCCUCGUUUCCAUCGAUAGAAAAAUAUUUUUAUUUUGCAUUUUCCUAAUUUAAAUGGAGUCAUCAGGUGCUUUUAUGCUCAAUUUAGUAAACGUUGUCAGUCUCCAUGCUGCAUCUCUGGUUCUUGCAGGGUUCAGACUGUGUGAGUCCCUUUAUAGCCUUGCAAGACUGCAUCAAAGUGCACCCAGAUGCGUUCUCCAAGGAUCUCCUGGGCGGAGAGGAGACCAGGAAGGAAGAUGAGGUCGUCACCAACUUCAGAAUCAUCCCUCCUUCCUGGUCCAGAAAAUCCAAAACUAGGAACUGA
Spirodela intermedia is the source of this 2102-nucleotide messenger RNA. The record is from the annotation of a GenBank genome assembly. NCBI's taxonomy places the organism in Eukaryota, Viridiplantae, Streptophyta, Magnoliopsida, Alismatales, Araceae.